This is a messenger RNA of Cyprinus carpio (common carp), 640 nucleotides long. Its product is annotated as E3 SUMO-protein ligase ZBED1-like. NCBI's taxonomy places the organism in Eukaryota, Metazoa, Chordata, Actinopteri, Cypriniformes, Cyprinidae. The record is from RefSeq and is a predicted model, not a curated record.
ACUAGAUGGGGGUCUAGGGUGCUCAUGAUUAACAGGAUUCUGGAGCAGCAGAAAGCACUCCAUGAGGUCCUCUCAGAGGACAGAAACACCCGGCACCUAAUUCUUGGAUAUCAAGUUCUGGAUGUGCUGGAGUCAGUCAGCAAGGCACUGGGACCACUGCUUGAAUUCACGGAUGCUCUGUCAGGGGAGGAUUACGUUAGUGUUUCACACAACAAACCAGUACUCAGCCUGUUUAACACAACCAUCUUGGCACCAGAGGAGGGUGAUACGGACAUGACCAAGUCCUUAAAAAAGAAAAUUUUGGAGUACUUGAACAGCAAGUAUGAAGAGAGAGUUACACAAGAGCUCCUGGAUGUGGCAUCCUUCUUAGAUCCAAGAUACAAGACACAAUACAUCAGUGUCAACGACGUCCCCAUCAUCAAAGCCAGAUUGGUGUCAGAGAUGAAGAUGAUGGAACACAAGCAUUCUGUUGAGUGCAGAGAGACCAGAGUGGAAGAAGUUUCACCCCCACCCACCAAAAAGGCUAAAAAGUCGUUGGGAAGUUUCUUCAAAAGAUCCACCGCAAGUGCAACAGUACCUCGAUCCCACUGCUGCCAUAGAAGCUGAGCUGAGUGCCUACAUGCAGUCCCCCACAAUUGAC